Molecule: messenger RNA, 1148 nt
Organism: Styela clava
Lineage: Eukaryota; Metazoa; Chordata; Ascidiacea; Stolidobranchia; Styelidae
Product: popeye domain-containing protein 1-like
Biological process (GO): regulation of membrane potential; striated muscle cell differentiation; skeletal muscle tissue development
Cellular component (GO): sarcolemma
Molecular function (GO): cAMP binding
Source: RefSeq, a predicted model, not a curated record
AAUCUUUAUUAGCACAAUAUAAAGGCUUAGUUCAUAGAUUAUAUCUGCAGAAUGGAGGUUCGAAGAUCAGAAGAUGCCUUAUAUUUUGAACGUGUUACUUGUGAGCACUGGUCCGAAGUUCAAAGCCCCAUUUUUCAUCUGUUUAUGGCCGCCUUCUUAGUUGCUUUCUUGGUCCCACAGGCAUUCAAGUACUAUGCUCCGGUCAUUCGUGCCUCUUUCAUCGUAGGUAUUUUCCUGUACAUGCUGUGGGGAGCUCUAUAUUGGUGCACCUGGGACAUUCUGAUGUGGGGAGCUGUGUUUUUCAUUCAAAACUUUGCGCAGCUUGUCUAUAUAUUGUACAACAUGAGACGAGUUGGCCUACCGAAAGAUUUGGAAAUAUUAUUUGCCGAGGUAUUCCAGCCAUUUGGAGUCACUCGACAAGAUUUUCAAACUCUGAUGCAACAUCAUUGCAAACUGGUAAAAAUACACUCAGGAGAUAAAUAUGCCGUUGAAGGCUGCACUUCUGUCGAUGAGAGAAUAUCAAUUCUAGUAACUGGUCGAAUGAGAGUCAUGUUUCGCGGCCAAUUUCUUCAUGAUAUUAACGAAAGCGAAAUGAUUGAUUCCGUUGAAUGGGAAGGAUGUAAAAUCAAACGUGGUGAAAUCUUUCAGGUGACUGUUGAAGCUGUCGAUCGUUGCAGUUACUUGUGUUGGAAUAGAGAAAAAUUGCAAUAUUAUCUUGAAGCUAAUUCGGACUUGAUGACUGCUUUCCAAUAUAUACGAGGAAAAGACGUGUUGUCGAAGAUUCGAGAAACUGCACUGAAUUCCUACCGAAUAAAUCUGAAAGACAUUGAUCAAUGCGAAGAAGUCGACAGCAUCUCAGUCACUAAUAUAAGACAAGGAAUUGCUGAUGAAGACCCGAACUACAUUUAUAAUAAACAAGAUUAGAAAGCUUAUAUUUGUGUGAAUUUACUUAUAUUGCAAUGGACUUUUACGAAACCUUUCUUGUACGUGACACAGUUAUUUGACCGGGACACUUUUUUGAUGCUCUUGACAUAGUAUUUAAUCUUUUGUGUUAUUUAUAAAGUAGCAUUCUGUUUCACACUAUUUAUUGUAGCUUCAACUUGUAGAAUUAUGUUUUUAGCUUAAAUAAAAAAAAAUUGGAAAAUGAA